This is a messenger RNA of Protomyces lactucae-debilis, 318 nucleotides long. RefSeq lists its product as uncharacterized. The annotation marks the transcript as partial. The record is from RefSeq and is a predicted model, not a curated record. The transcript has a single exon. Lineage: Eukaryota; Fungi; Ascomycota; Taphrinomycetes; Taphrinales; Protomycetaceae.
AACUUCAACGUCCUCGUCGGCGGCAGCAAUGGUCUCAACUUCUCACCAAAUCAAAUACAAGGUGCACAAAUCGGUGAUACAGUGACGUUUAUCUUUGGCGCUAGAAAUCAUACCGUCACGCAAUCGUCAUUUCAGAAUCCAUGCACGUUCAAUGGUGUUGGUGCUGAUUCUGGGUUUUUCCCAAGCACGAAUGACUUGUCUACCGACAACACUGACGGUGCUCCUGUCAUUCAAUACGACAUCACUUCAACGGACCCGCAGUUUUUUUACUGUAAGCAGAGUAUGCAUUGCAUGCAGGGAAUGGUGUUUGAGCUGAAU